Cyanistes caeruleus (blue tit) is the source of this 1063-nucleotide messenger RNA. The record is from RefSeq and is a predicted model, not a curated record. NCBI's taxonomy places the organism in Eukaryota, Metazoa, Chordata, Aves, Passeriformes, Paridae.
AUGAGAAUGAGGAUGGAUAUGAGACUGAGGAUGAGAAUGAUGGGGAUGGGAUGGUAAUGGGAUGGGGAUGGGACAGCAAUGGGGAAAGGGAUGUGAUGGGGAUGAAGAUGAGGAUGAUGGGACAGGGAUGGGGAGAAGGAUGUGUUGGGAAUGGAAAUGGGGCUGAGGAUGACAGGGAUUGAACAAGGAUGAGGAAAAGGCUGUGUUGGGUUGGGGAUGGAAAUGAGGCUGAUGAUAGGGGUGGGGGAAAAGAUAUGCUGGGCACAGAAAAAAGCCAAGGACAAGGAUGAAGUUAUGAAUGUGCAUAAGGCUGGCUCAGCUCCAUGUCCCAUCCUGGCUCUGGCCCCACUCCUGUGACAUUGCCAGGUUCGAGGCAGAGCUGGCCAUCCGGCUGUCAGUGGACGGCGACAUCAUGGGGCUGCGCAAGGUCUUGGAUGACACCAACAUGACACGGCUGCAACUUGAGGGGGACAUCGAGGCUCUGCGUGAGGAGCUGAUCCUGCUGCGCAAGGACCAUGACCAGGAAGUGCAGGACCUGCAGGCGCAGGUCUCACAGUCAGCGCUGACAGUGGAGGUGGAUGCACCACGGUCACAGGAUUUAGGGAAGGUCCUGGGGGAGCUGCGGGCUCAGUAUGAUACCCUGGCCCAGAAGAACCUGGAGGACCUGGAGAAGCAGUGGGGGCAGCAGAUCACGGAGACCACCCUGGAGGUGACACAGAGCACAAAGGACCUGGACGCAGCACGAGGCACUGUUGGGGCCCUGCGUCGCUCACUGCAGACCCUUGAGAUCGACCUUGAGGCCCUGCGCAACCAGAAUGCAGGUUUGGAGGCGGCGCUGGCUGAGGCCGAGGCUCGGGCCGGGGCUCACCUGGCGCAGGUGCAGCUCCAGGUGAGCGCGGCCGAGGCAGAGCUGCGGGACGUGAGGGCGCAGCUCCGGCGGCAGAACGAGCAGCACCGCGAGCUGCUUGGCCUCAAGGAUCGGCUUGAAGCUGAGAUCGCAACGUAUCGGCAGCUGCUGGAGGGCAGCGACGGCUUCAGGUGAGCAGGGGGGAACUGGGGAGGG